CCCAUGGAUGUUGGUUCGUUGCUUCUGUUGUCUGCAUCGCCAAGAAGAGGGGCGGGCUCCGUUGGUAGUGCCGCGGUCAACCACAAAAACAGCUACCGCCCCGGGCCAGUGUUGGUUUUGUUGUCCCUUUCCCCAUCAUCUCCUGUUGGUACGGCGCCCUUCUUCACGUGUAGCAAGGAUUACUGAGACGGUAACCCGACAAAUACUCCGAACAUGUCGCAAGACAAUCAGCACGUUGAGAUCGUGGCGGAUCAAGAGAGUGACGCCCGAUCGGCAGACGGAAGUAGCUUUGCUUCUUCAAGUACCAGCCUUCGCGAGUCGAUCCUCGAGUACAGAAUCGAGAACGGCAGAACGUACCACCAGUACAAAGAUGGAGCUUACCUCUUUCCCAAUGAUGAAAGGGAGCUAGAGAGACUGGAUCUGGUCCAUUCUAUGUGGCUUCUGGUGACUGAUAAUCAGCUCGGUAUUGCUCCGCCAUGUGAAGAAGGUUCCAAGGUCGGUAGAGUGCUCGACAUAGGCACGGGUAGUGGAAUUUGGGCCCUCGACUUCGGUGAUGAGCACCCUGAGGCCGAGGUCCUCGCUAUCGAUCUCUCUCCGACAAUGCCUACUUACGUUCCGCCCAACGUCAAGUUCGAGGUCAACGAUGCCGAAGACCCUUGGACAUACUCACGGCCUUUCCAAUACAUCCACAGCAGGGUCAUUACUCAAGGCAUCAGAGACUGGAAGAAGUAUCUGAAGAACUGCUACAACAAUCUCGAGCCAGGAGGAUGGAUUGAAGUGCAGGAGAUCGACCUGUACCCGACCUCCGACGAUGGAACCCUUAAGCCCGAUUCUGACCUUCAAAAGUGGGCUGACUUGCUCAAGGAGGGCUCAGAGAAGCUGGGACGCCCCUUCCCCGAUAUCCCUUCGCUGAAAGGGCUCAUGGCUGAGGCUGGCUUCGUCGAUGUCCAGAUGACUAGGACCAAGUGGCCGAUCAAUCCAUGGCCCAAGGACCCUAAGUGGAAGGAAAUUGGCAUUUGGAACUGCGAGAACCUGCUUUCGGGUCUCGAGGGCUUCUCUAUGGCUGCAUUGACCCGUGGUCACGAUUGGUCCCGUGAUGAGGUUAACGUCUUCCUCAUGGGAGUACGAAAGGACAUCAAGGAUCGAAACGUUCAUGGCUACUGGCCGAUAUACUUCCUCACUGGGCGCAGACCGGAACAGGAAGACGCCGCGCCUCCAGCACAAGUUCCAGCGGAAGCAGCGACCUCCACAGAAGCAUGAUUCAACCCUCAGAGUUAAGUCUCGCUACGUAUGCUGUAGCAUGCGAGUGAAAUGGAUGAAAUUACCCUCAUCGACUUCUAGCAUUGCCUCAGUGAUAGAAACAUCCACGUUAGACUGCGUUUUUGGGCACAUAUCUGAGGAAGCCGAGGUAAAGAAAGGAGCGGGAUGUGAGGAUGCUACCUAUGACUUGUGUUAGGGGGUUUAAUCACUCAGAAUUGCAACAC
Messenger RNA from Colletotrichum phormii, 1484 nucleotides. Its product is annotated as S-adenosyl-L-methionine-dependent methyltransferase. Bases 214 to 1260 code for a protein of 348 amino acids. The transcript has 9 exons. Lineage: Eukaryota; Fungi; Ascomycota; Sordariomycetes; Glomerellales; Glomerellaceae. The record is from RefSeq and is a predicted model, not a curated record.